Molecule: messenger RNA, 1103 nt
Organism: Raphanus sativus (radish)
Lineage: Eukaryota; Viridiplantae; Streptophyta; Magnoliopsida; Brassicales; Brassicaceae
Product: MATH domain and coiled-coil domain-containing protein At2g42470-like
Exons: 5
Coding region: 42-1061 (339 amino acids)
Molecular function (GO): protein binding
Source: RefSeq, a predicted model, not a curated record
UUUAUCCUAUACGUUUUCCUAUAGCAUUUUUUGUAGUAAAAAUGGAGGAUCAAAAGCAGACAAGUUUCACGUUUGAGAUAGAUAACUUCUCGGAGAAGGAAGGGUUGAUACGUUCACCAAAUUUCUUUAGUGGAGGCUGCGAAUGGUUUGUUGAUGUUUAUCCCAAAGGAUACGGUAUUGAAGAUCACUUGUCUACGUUCCUCUGUGUUGCAAACCCUGAAUCAUUGCUACUUGGAUGGAAAAGAAGAGCUAUUCUUUCAUUAGUGCUAUCAAACGAAUCCGGCAAAAGACUGUACGGAACAUUUAGAAAUGGACCACCUUGCAAGACGUUCUGCGCUCAGUUUCCAGCAUGGGGUUGGGCAAAUGCCAUACCUCUUGAAAAGCUUCACGAAAAUGGGUUUAUGGAGAAGAAUAAACUGAUAGUCCAACUCAAAGUACAAGUACUUGAAGUUGUUGAUGAAGCAGAAGUUACUGGUAAGGAGACAUUAGAUGUCAACGGUUUCCAAGUUCUUUAUUGUGAGGUUGGUCAAGUGACUAAUAUUUUCGCAAAGCAUCCGGACAUUGCCUUGAAUUUCAUACCGAAGAGCCAAUUGGUGAAAACAACAUACAUGCAUCUCCUCAUGGGUCUCAUCGAGAAACUGAACAAGCCUCCACGUAGCUUCACCAAGAAUGAAUUAAGCGACACUCGCAUGGAAUUGACAGAUCUAACAAAAGCAGGGUUCAAGCUAGACUGGUUGAAGGAAAAGCUUGAUGAGAUUUCCUUGGAGUGGAAGAAAUCAAAUGAUGAUGGUUCCAUGAGUUCUUAUGGUUCUCGAGCCCAACAAAUGGAGGAACAGCUCCAAGAACUCGAGGAACAAGUCAAGAAUCUCAACCUUGAACUGGACACAGAAAAGGUCAAGUCUGCCGCUAAAGUUUUGUUGUUGGAACAGACGGUGUCGGAUCUCAGAGAUGAGCUGAGCAUGAUAAAACCAAGAUCAACUCCUAAAGACGUACUUGAGGGAGUUGUUCUCUCUUGGGAAGUAUUGGAUUACCCGGAUCUCAGUAAUGAAGAAGUAGAAUAAGUAAUGACAUUUUGUUACUGUUUUUCUGUUUUCUUUUAUAAA